This is a messenger RNA of Humulus lupulus (European hop), 1836 nucleotides long. RefSeq names its product putative disease resistance RPP13-like protein 1. The record is from RefSeq and is a predicted model, not a curated record. The transcript has a single exon. Lineage: Eukaryota; Viridiplantae; Streptophyta; Magnoliopsida; Rosales; Cannabaceae. Gene Ontology annotation, molecular function: ADP binding. The coding region runs from base 233 to 1078 and encodes 281 amino acids.
CAUGACCAUUGUCUCUUUUACAUCAUUACGCGUGAUUCAGGCAUAGAAAAUCCAACCACAAAUCAAAAAAAAAAAAAAAGAAAAGAGGUCUCACUAGUGAACAUAAGAGUUCACUGUACUAGACUUCACCAACUUCGUUUCCUUCUAUUAUUGCUUUCUAGAUCUGAGUAGUAAGGAGUGUUCUAGCCUUUGUUCCUUCACUACUUUUUGUCCUUCACUUCUGGUUUUGAUCAUGGCAGCCGAACUGGUAGCUGGUGCUUUGCUUUCUGCUUCACUUCAGGUUUUGUUUGAACGAUUGGCCUCUGAGGAGAUACCCCAGCUGUUCCAGGGGAAGAAGCCGAUUCUAGACCAGCUAUACGAGUUGAAGACCAUGUUGUGGUCAGCUCAUGCACUGCUCAACGAUGCUGAGGAGAAGCAACUUCGAAACCAGGAGGUCAGGAUGUGGCUUAUCGAGCUUCAAGAUGUGAUCUAUCAGGCUGAUGACUUGGUGGACAGGAUUGACUAUGAAGCUCUGCGAUCCAAGCUUGAAGAUGAUCAAUCCAGCAGCAGCAGUGCCAGCAAGGCACUCAUGAAAUUUAUGCCACCCUUUCUGUCCAAAUUUGAUGAAACUGUUAAGCUUGAUUCCCUGGAGGUCCUUCGUAAGCUAAAGAUCCUUGUUGAUCAAAAAGAUGCUCUUGGCCUGAGAGAAGGUGCUCAGAACAAACCUUCGCCAAGGCCACCAGCUCCUUUGGUAGAACAUGCUGAUGUUUAUGGGAGGGAUACUGAGAAAAAAAUCAUUGUUGAUCAGUUGCUGAAAGAUGAUGUUGAUAGUGGCAGUAACAUUUCUGUUAUCCCGAUUGUUGGGAUGGGUGGUCUUGGCAAAACCACUCUUGCUCAAGUUGUUUAUGACGAUGACAGAGUACAAAAGUAUUUUGAGCUAAAAGUAUGGAUUACUGUGUCGGAUGAGUUUGAUAUUUUUAAGAUAACAAAAGAGAUCUUUGAGGAGGUCACAACCGACAAAUGUGAUACUGAUAACUUGGACAAACUUCGAAGGAAAUUGAAGGAAGCAUUGAGGGGGAAGAAAUUUCUUUGUUCAUGAUGAUGUUUGGAACGAGUCUUAUUCUUUGUGGGAAACACUAAAGAGUUCUUUUGAGUCUGGAGCAAAUGGAAGUAAAAUUCUUGUGACUACUCGAAGCACAAUUGUCGCCACUACUAUGACCACUAGGCAGAUUCAUCAUCUACAAACUUUGUUGAAUGAAGAUUGUUGGCAGUUAUUUGUCAAACAUGCUUUUGGGAGUAAUUUUGACCAGAAUAGCAACAGAGAUCUGCAAGCACUUGGUAGAAAAAUAGUGGAGAAGUACAAAGGGUUUCCUUUAGCAAUAAAGUCUCUUGGUGGAUUACUGCGCUGUGAACAAAAUCCUAAAAAAUGGGAAGACAUACUUGGCAGUGACACAUGGGAGGAAUUGUACAAGAAAGAGGGCUCCAUUCUUCCAGUUUUAUGGUUGAGCUAUCGUCACUUACCUACACAUCUCAAGCAAUGUUUUGCUUAUUGUUCCAUAUUUCCCAAGGACUAUAACUUUAACAGUGACAAAUUGAUUUUAUUAUGGAUGGCUGAGGGGUUUUUCCUAUGGAUUCAAAAAGUAAAAAGAUGGAGGAAUUUGGAAAGGAAUACCUUGAAGAUCUCUUAUCAAGGUCAUUCUUUCAAUGUUCGAGUAAGAAUGCAUCAUUUCUCCAAAUGCAUGACCUCGUACAUGAUUUAGCCAUGCUUGUAUCAGAUGAUUUUUGCUUUAGGUUGGAUUUGAGUAGUGAUGUGCAUAGCCUUCCAACAAAGAUUCGUCAUCUGUCAUAUAGGAGAAG